Molecule: messenger RNA, 2228 nt
Organism: Venturia canescens
Lineage: Eukaryota; Metazoa; Arthropoda; Insecta; Hymenoptera; Ichneumonidae
Exons: 2
Coding region: 1-2163 (720 amino acids)
Source: RefSeq, a predicted model, not a curated record
AUGUUGGCGUUCGAAGCAUCGAUUCUAACAUUCCUGAUGGUAUUAAUCUCGACCGCAACAUUGUGCAUCGGUCAGAAUAGUUCGAACAAAUCGGUGCAAGUGCUGGAAAGAUUUUCGAUCGUCAAUAAAUCUCCCAGCAAAGAUGAAUUGCCGAUUGAAAGUUCCGAAAAUUUUUAUCGUGUACUAGACUCCGUGUUAAGUUACACGGAUUUCGAUUAUCUCGUAGUUGCCAUCGGCCGCUUCGGCUUUCAGAGUAAAAAUCAUGAGAUCGCGAUGGAAUAUGUUCACCGACGAUUUUUCGAUUUCUACCAGUACGAUGUUGAGGAUUUUGCGAAAGAAUCGAACGAUUUACCGGAUGGCAUGACCUGGAUCAUUCUGAUCGACGACCACGAGCUUCUAACGGCUAGGAUGAAGGAGAUCGAGAAUUUUUGGCGAUCGGAAAAUCGGUAUCUGAUUUUUUGUUUGAAGGAUAGUGAAGGAUCGGAUGAUUGGAAAAAUUCGUUGUUCCGAUACGUUUGGAAUGAACGAAGUGUCAGCAGGAUCCUCGUUUCAUCUUUGAAAGAAAAGUUUCGCUAUGUCUACCGAUAUUUACCUUUCGAAAAGACGGGUAACGAAUAUGGAAGAGUCCAAAAGUUGGAUUUGGAGAGAGAAAUUUGCGACGAUCGAAGAUCGUUUGACGAGCUCCCAUGUCCCUGGAAUCGGUCUGAACGCGGCACCGAUGAGAGACUCAUAUUCGAAGAUUUUAUAAAUUUGAAUGAUUAUCCGAUAGACGUUACGGUUUUUCCAUCGCUUAUGAUGAAAAUUAGCAAGAUUGGGAAUAAUAAAAUAGUUUACGAAAAGCUGGAUGCAAAAGUUAUGAAACUUCUCGAGGAACGUUUGUCCGCUGUUUUCAACAUCCUCGUACUACCUACGAGUAAAACCGAUCGGUUCGAAGCGGCGAUCCAAACCUUCAAUUCCAAACCGAAAGCGGAGGUCAUAUUUACUAGUUACUUGACAAAAUUCUACGAGGGCCGUUACCAGUUCACCGCAGCUACAUUGGAGGACAAACUGUGCGUGGUGGCCCAUUCAUCGAAGCGGGUGCCGAAAUAUUUUUUUCCCUUUUUGCCAUUUACUACCGAUCUCUGGCUUCUGCUCAUAGCUUACAACUUUGCAAUUGCUCUUUUAUGGCUCCUGAUUCAACGACUGGAUGCUUUAUUCCGUGAUAAUAAGUCUCUCGGCAGAGUUGAACCGAUAAUCGAAUUGUCGGCUAAUAUGAAGUCAGAAUCGGACCCCCGGAGAUUCCGGUAUUUGGGCUUCGACGCUUGCGAAUCGUCAGGAUUAAGUAAACGCUCAAAAAUGACCGUUUUGGAAAGACUCGAUCGAAGGAGAAUUAUUAAGAAACCACCGGAGCUCCCUAAAGGAUUACUUCAGAUUUGCGAUCUCUUAAUACUCGCUGGAUCGCCGCUGCGAGGUGGAAAAACCAUUGUCGAGAGAGUUUUUCUCUUUGGGACACUAUUUUUCGGUCUCAUCGUUAUCGGUCUGUACGAGAGCUAUCUGGUCUCAAGUUUGAGCAAAAUUCUUUAUUAUCCACAAAUUCAAACGCUCCAACAAGUCGCUGAAACGAAUUGUUCGAUCGUUACGAAAUACGUUAACCUGAUGCAUAGCAUACCGACUGAUGGUUCACCGACGUUAGAAAAGAUACGAAGAAAAGUGGAAUUUCUGGAAGGAGAUACGAAAACAUAUGAUAUGGUUGCUUACAGGGAGAAGAUGUCGUUAGCACUUCAUUCUUCGUUUAAAUUGGAGAAUUUGACGGCGUAUUAUGAUCCGGAAACAAAUAGAUUAAUGCUACACAUGGUAGAGGAAUGUCCAGCGACGUAUUCCGUCGCCUAUCUCGCCAGAUACGAUUCACCCUACGUGGAGAGAAUCGAUCGUCUCAUUCUGAGGAUGCAACAGGCUGGUCUCAUUAUAAUGUGGUAUCGACAAAUGCUUGAGACAGGAAAAAUAGUUGCGAGUCGUUUGGAACUGAAGGAGGAUAAAAAACAUUCUAGUUUGACCUUGGGUCACAUAUCGAUGACCUUGGCAGGCCUUGGAAUCGGCUUACUUAUCAGUACACUUGUUUUUUUCGGAGAAAUAUAUUUCGCUGUGAAAUUUAAAAAACCCGUUUCUCGCUUGAUGUUGAAUUGAUAAAUUCUCACCAUAUACGAGGGAUUCUCUCUCAAACCAGCCACUUUCUUCUCGACCAUCUCAGA